Molecule: messenger RNA, 1850 nt
Organism: Adelges cooleyi (spruce gall adelgid)
Lineage: Eukaryota; Metazoa; Arthropoda; Insecta; Hemiptera; Adelgidae
Exons: 7
Coding region: 106-1281 (391 amino acids)
Source: RefSeq, a predicted model, not a curated record
CUUAUUUGACAUUUAACAGCGUCUAUUAACUGACCGUGUUCGUUUUUUAAUUUUGAAUUUAUUCAAUCAUUUUAAACGUUUAUAUUGUUUAUUAUUGCUAUAAUAAUGGAUCACGAGGGUUUCCAUUACAAACUUAAUAAAACUCGUGAUGGUAAACGUUACUAUGUGUGUGCCACCAACAAUGUGUACUGCAAAGGUACUGCAGUACAGACUGCAGAUGGUAUAAUUAGAAUAAAUAAGCCACACACACACAACGCAUUUGAUAAUAAUUUUCAAGACCAAGACGCUAAAAGGAAAUUGAGGAAUCGCUUGGGCGAAAGAGCCAGAGUGGAAACAACAGCACUAAGGGUUAUCUAUGAUGAAGAAUUAGCUAAUGACGAAAGUGCGGCCUUGCUGUAUAGUUGGCCAUCUGCUGAGUCGACGAUGCGGCAAGCCAGAAGGCAAACGUUACCACCUCUGCCUUCGACUAUACGCGAGCUCGGUGAAUACCUUGACUCCAACGUAGACAGGUUUCAAUGCAAUAACAGCUCUUUUUAUCAAGAAUGGUUAGUAGAUUCAGAUGGCAAAUAUAACAUUAUGUUUGCUUGCCAUGAGCUGAUCAGUGCUGUGGUGCGGCAAGGCACCACUGAUCUGCAUGCUGAUGCAACGUUUAAAGUUGUUCCAUCUAUGCCUCAAUGUAGACAACUUUUUAUCAUACAUUUGAUUCUACAAAACCAUUCAAUACCAGUAUGCUACGUUCUAAUGGAAUCAAAAACUGAGGCAGCAUACAAAAAAGUUGUCGAGAGGUUUCAUGCAAAAUUUCCAGAAGUGCGCCCACUAACAAUUAUGAUAGAUUACGAAUCCGCUCUGCAUAAAGUGUUUAGCCAAAUUUAUCCAGAGGCACAGAUAAAUUCAUGCUGGUUCCAUUAUGUACAGGCUUUACAGAAAAACAUAAAAAAAAUGGGCUAUGUAGAACAGCUUAAACAAAGCAUUGAGGCAAAAAAAUGCUUUAAAAUGUGUGCGGCUUUGGCAUUGUUACCUGCAAAUAGAGUGGAAGAAGGCUUCCAGGAAGUAAAAAACCAUGCGGCAAACAAUAAUGUGUUGUUGCCGAGAUUCUUUACGUACUUUACCAGUUAUUGGCUAACUCGCAAGGGUGCAGAAUGCUUUUCGGUGCACGGGCAACCUCGUCGUACAAACAACAACGUUGAAAGCUUCCACUCAACGCUUAAACAAACUUUCCAAGUCACGCACCCAAAUCUCUGGAAAAUGUUAGGUAAGUUAAUUUUAACAAAAUUAAUCUAGAAAGUAACCUUUUAUUAUAAAUAUUAUUAAUAAAAACACAAGUUACACAAUAUAGGGUUCUAGGGGUACGAGGUUCCGACCGGUUAGCCGUCGCUAGCGGUGUACUAACAACCCAUGCUAUAACACACAAUAUAAAAAAAAAACCUAAGCUUCUUCUAAAGGAACAUAACUAAACAAUUUUUACUGUUGUGGAUAUUCCUAUCAAAUAUUAAGUCCAUCUUGUUGCCAAACUAUUGACUGUCUAUCACCCAGAGGCAAGUCAUCUAACAAAACUGGCAACAUGUUUUUUAAAAAAAUUAAGUAAGUCUUGCCAGUCAAAUUGCUUUCAAAAAAAUAUGGGCCAAUAAUUUUAUUAUUUAAUAGCCCGCGACAAACAUAAACACCCCAUCUAAUUUGCGAUUUAUUUUGUUUGUAUAAAUGAGGGUUAAUAUAGGACCAGUAGUGGCGAUUAUGCUUAUUUACCAUACCGUUGUUAUGAAACCUAGCUUCAUUUGUCCAUACAAUUUUGUUUAAAUAAAAUGGAUCGUUAUCCAUUUUAACCGUUAUAAUAUAUGCGCACCGUACCAUUC